AUGAUCAAAGACCUACAACGCCUUAAUGGGAGGCUCGUCGCUAUGUCCCGUUUCCUUGCCCGAUCAAGUGAUCGCCGCCUCCCCUUCUUCAGAGCAUUGAAGAACCAGAAAAAUUUUCAAUGGACCGCAAAAUGCGAGGAAGCCCUUAAGCAAAUGAAGCAACACUUGGCCAACCUCCCCCGACUUGCCUCGGUCUCUCUUGGGGAGAAGCUAGGCCUCUACUUGGCUGCCUCCCAGCAAACGGUCAGUUCCGUCCUGGUCAAGGAAAAUUCCGGCGAACAACUUCUGGUCUACUAUGUCAGCCAUGUCUUGAACGGGCCUGAGGAACGAUACCCACCGAUCGAGAAGCUGGCACUUGCACUCGUGCUGUCAACCCGGAAGCUACACCCCUACUUCCAGGCUCACCCGGUGGAGGUCAUUACUGACCAGCCGCUUCGACAGAUCUUGUCUAAAUUUGAUGUUACAGGACAUCUUCUCAAAUGGGCAGUGGAGCUCGACGAGCAUGACAUACAAUACGUGCCCAGGACCGCUAUCAAAGCCCAGUCCGUGGCCGACUUCAUCGCAGAAUUAACCCAGAUCGGGGAUGAGGGCCCCGAACAACCUCACGAAGCCUGUGUCCUACACGUCGACGGAUCGGCCAACUCAAAAGGCGCCGGCGUGGGGCUGGUGUUGCAAGCUCCCGACGGGCGGUCGUUCGAACGUUCCCUUCGCUUCGGGUUCCAAGCCACUAACAACAAGGCGGAAUACGAGGCAUUCCUAGCAGGACUCAGGUUGGCCCUCAAGAUGCAGGUGGUCACCAUCCGCGUCCUCACCGACUCGCAGUUGGUAGCCGAGCAACUCAGCGGGGGAUAUGAGGCUCGGGACUCGAUCAUGGCCAAGUACCUAGCACAGGUAAAGAACCUAACUGCCAAAUUCCCUCAUUUUACAUUGUCUAGUAUCCCGAGGGGAGAAAACAAGCGAGCCGACAUGCUAGCUAAGCUGGCAUCAAAGCCAGCCCCCGAAGCCGGGCCCGAAGUCGAGGAGCUUCCCGCCCGUGCCAUCGAAGUCGCGACGGCAACCUCGGGCGGCGCGCCUACCACCUGGGUACAAGAAUUGCUGCGCUUCAAACGGGACGGGACUCUUUCGCCCGACGAAGCAACGGCUCGGCGCUUGCGUCGCACACAUGCGUGGUAUACCGAGGUGGGUGGACGGCUCUACAAGCGGUCCUUCACAUACCCCCUCCUACGGUGCUUGGAGCCCAACGAAGCUCAGACGGUUCUGGCUGAGGUCCACGAGGGAGUCUGCGGGGAACACAUCGGCGGGCGAACCCUGGCACACAAAAUACUUCGCCGAGGCUACUACUGA
This is a messenger RNA of Musa acuminata AAA Group (dessert banana), 1344 nucleotides long. RefSeq lists its product as uncharacterized. The transcript has a single exon. Bases 1 to 1344 code for a protein of 447 amino acids. The record is from RefSeq and is a predicted model, not a curated record. Gene Ontology annotation, molecular function: RNA-DNA hybrid ribonuclease activity; nucleic acid binding. NCBI's taxonomy places the organism in Eukaryota, Viridiplantae, Streptophyta, Magnoliopsida, Zingiberales, Musaceae.